AUGAAUCCCGCAAACUUCAACAACGUUGGCGGUGGCAUGCCCGGUGGAGCCAAACCGCAUGGUCAGAUCCCAGUCCCCCCCAGGGUCGAAAAUGGCCAAACCGUCAUGAACUUCGUCGCCCAGGCCCUGCAGUCCCAAGGGAACUUUUCUGGAUGGCGCCAGGAGGUGCCCCUCCGCGAUCGCGCCGUCAAAGUGUAUCAAAUGAUCACGUCCCUUCGCUUGAUCAAACCCCAGAUCGAUAUCGCCGGUGCGGCUCACGCGGCCUUGACUUUUGAACAGGGAGCGUUCUCCCGGGCCAGGGAAAAGGUCGAUUACGAUAAAGAGUGUAACGACAAGCUGGUCCAUAUCCGUGAUACUCGCGCCCGUCAGGCCGCCGUCUUUCAGAACGGCAUGAUGAACCAAGCAUCACCCACCGCCGGUGCCCCCUCGGUCGGCCAAUUCCCCCAGCAGGCGAACCGCCAGAUGCAAGCUUCCCCGGUCGCCGGACCACAACAGCCCAUGAUGGGCAUGAACGACCCCUUGCAACCCGCCGCCCGGCCGCACCGUCCACCGUCGCAACAACCACCACAAUCAGGCCCGCCCGCGCAAACGCCGCAGGGCAUGCUCCUGCAACAGCAACAGCAACAGCAACAGCAGCAGCAGCAACAGCAGCAACAGGCCCAACCGCAACCCCACCAGACACCCCAACCACAACAAACCCCGCAGCCCGCACAGCGCCCACCCCAGCGACCCGGCGGCGCGAUCGCCUUGGCGGACGAUUUCAAUGCCUUGCCCGCCAAUGAAUUGGAUGCCGUCAACCGCCUCGCCAAGGAGAUCUUCCAUCGCACCGCCAAGGAGGACCUGGACAAGAUCAAGAUGAACCUGGCCAACAUGAACCCGACGCAGAAGCAGUACCUCCACCAGCGGGGCAUGGACCCGCUCAGCUACUUCUUUCGCUGCCAGGCCCUCGCCCAAUUCCGCAAGAUGCGCCGCGGCCACAUGAACCGCAAUCCGAACGCCCCCGUCGAUCCCAACAGCGCCCUGAUGGGCGGUGACCCCAUGAUGAACCGCCAGAUGUUCCAGAACAUGAUGAACAACCAGCGCAACCCGGCCUUCGCCGCCGCCGCUGCCGCCGCCGCGAACAACCCGCAGGGCCUGGACACCUCCUUCAUGGGCAAUGUCGAGAACAUCCAGGGCCAGCAGGCCGACGGCUUGCGCUCGCAGGAGGCCGGCCAACUUGUCGUCCCCGCCAGCUCGAACCAGGCUCCGUUCAACGCCGCCCAGAACAUGUUCCCGCCCGGCCAGUUUGCCCAGGGGACCCCGGGGGCCCCACCCGCCAUGAAUAAUACCUCCAUGAGCCCACAGUUCCUCGCGCAGCAACAGCAGCAACAGCAGCAACAGCAGCAACAGCAGCAGCAGCAGCAACAUAUCCAGAACGCCCCGCCGGUCCCGCCCGACCGCACGCCCCAGUCGACGGCGUCCGCCCAGGCCCAGGCGCGCGCUCAAGCCGCGCAGAAAGCCCAGAUGGCCAUCUCCCAGGGCCAAGCGAGCGCGCACGGGAUGCCGCAGAUGCCUCCCCAGGGGUCCCCGAUGUCCAUGCUGAACCGCCCCAUGGCGCCGGGCCAGAUGUCCCCGGCCCAGAUGGCGGCCCAGAUUCGCCCGCCGUCGCGUCCGCCCGGCAUGGGUUCGCAACCUCCUACCGCACAGUCGUUGGGCGGCCCCCCCGUGAUGCAGGGCCGGCCGCAACUGGCGGGGCUCUCCGCGGCGGCGCAGGAGCAGCUCAACCAGAUGACCCCCGAGCAAUUCAACGCCUUCCUCAUCAGCCAGCAGCAACGACGGGCGCUGGCGAACAACCAGGCCCUGGCGCGGGCCAAUGCCGCGCAGCACAUGGGCAUGCCGCAGAAUCUGUCGCAGCCCGGCGGCCCGGGCCAGCCGAUGAUCAACAACGGGCAGGUGGGGAACACCCAGAAUAUGCGCACCGCGCUGGGUCUCCAGCCCCAAUUCCCCGGGAUGAACGCCCCCCAACCGCCCGGCCAAAUGAUGCCCGGACCCCAGGUAGCCCUUCCGCAACGCCACCCACAGCAACAGCAACCCCAACCGCAUCCGCACCCGCACCCGCAGCAGCCACAACAACAACAACAGCAGCAGCAGCAGCAACAACAACAACAGCAACAGCAACAGCAACAGCAGUUGCAGCAACGCCAACAGGAGCUGUACAAGUUCCAACUCCUACGCUCGCAAAGCGGGGCCAUCGAGAUGUCGCCCGAGCAAACGAAGGAGAUGGACCGCCUCCCCUUCCCGCCGUCGCUCCUCAACAGUAGCCAGAAUCUGGCCGCCGCCGUCCCCAAGACUGUCAAGACCUGGGGCCAGCUCAAACAGUGGGCCACGCAGAACCCACAGAUCCUCGGGGCGGUGGAGAUGCAGAAGUUGAUUGGCUUUCAGAAGAUGCAUCUUGCCCAGAUGCUGUCACAGGGCAAGGACCGCAAUCCCGAGCAGGGGGUCCCGGGUCCCUGGAUGGGGAUGGGCCCCCAGGGCCAGCCAGCCCCGCAGUUCGCCAACCAACCGCCGCAAGCGUUCCCCGCCGGCCCGCAACAGCAAGCGCCCAUGAACAUGCCCGCUAUGCGACCGAUCACGGCCGCCGAUAUCCAGAUCGCGCGCCACCGCUUGGGCCCGCGCGCGCAGGCGCUCAGCGACGAGCAACUCCGGGGUAUCUUGCAGCAGAAUCGACAGAAGCAGUUCCUGCAGAUGGCGCAAGAUCGGGCUGCCCUCGCCAAGCAACAACAGACACCGCAUGGCCAACCGUCCCUCCCACAGCAGCAACAACAACAACCACCACAACAGCCACCGCAGCAGCCACAACCGUCCCCCGUACCCGCGGCCGUCAAUGCGGUCCCCGUCAAGGCAGAGCCGUCGACACCGGCCUCCGUCCCGCAGCCACAUCCCCAAGUCAAGCCGCAACCCGUCGCCGCCGCCAAGGGUGCCAAGGGCGCCGGCGCGAAGGCCGGAUCCAAGCGCAAGUCGCCGCCCGACGAGCCCGCCGAGGGACCGAAACCCAGCCAACCCGCCGUCACCCCGAGCACGGCCGCCCCCGUGCCGAACAAGCUCGGCUUGUCCCUCUCCCGCGAGCAGCUGGCUGCGAUGAACCCCGCGCAACGCGCGCAGCUGGAUGCCCAAGUCCGGCGGCAGGCGGGCCGGUCGCCCAUCCCCCGGUCCGUCGCCGAGGAGUCGUGGAACAACAUUCCCGACAAGGCCAAACAGCUGUACAAUGAGAUGCUGAACCAGCCGCAUCCAACCGAGCCCGUCGCCCUGACCCCGGCCGACAAGAACAAGAUGGCCCAGACCCUCCGCGAGUCGACGGACCUGCUGGCCCGCAUGGACACGCUGGUGGUCUGGUUUUCGAAGCUUCCGCCAUCGCAGGGUAACAACCUGAAGACUCUGCUCCAAAUGAGGAUGCAACUCAUGCGACAAUUCAAACCCGGAGGCGACUGGACGUUGAACGAUCACUUCACGAUCCCCCCCCACUACUUAGAGCAGGCUAUCGCCUACACCCGCAAGUUCUUUUCGGUCAUGGUAUCCCGCAUGAACCAACACCAGAACCAGGUCGCCGGUCAACGUCCCGGGGCGCCGUCCGGCGCACCCACCACGCAGCCGACUCCGCAGAACCCCAUGCCCGCUUUGAACGCCAGCAACCUGCAGCAAUUACAGCAGCAGGAAGAGGCGCUCCAACGGGCCCGCCGCGCCUCGAGCCAGACCGCCGUGGCCGUCAACACCGUUGUGCCGCCCGCUCCGUUUGGCGCGCCGUCGCCUCAAGGGGUGCCACACGCGUAUGGGCCGGCAAGCAACCCCCCACAGGAACUGAAACUGCCCCUGCAAAAGAAACGCAAGCAGACACACGCGGCCGCGACGGUGCCCUCGGCCGCCGCCGUCGCCGCCAAGACCCAGGCGUCGAAGCCGGGGGCGGGCGAUGCGACCCUGAUCGGUGCCUUCCGAUGUGAGGUGGCAGAGUGUCCGCAUCAUUCCCAAGGCUUCCCCACCCAACACGCCCUGGACCACCACGUCGCGGAGAGCCAUCCAGUGGAAGAGCCAAUUGGUGAUCCGUUGGAGUUCGCCCUGGAGAGUUUCCGCAUCGGCCUGCUGAAAGAGGACAAGGGGGAGGGCGCGGAGGCCAAGGUCCCAAUGGACACUCCGCAGUUGUCAUCCAAACAGGAGGCGAUCACCCCGGCGACUUUGGGCGCCACCCCGAUGGGCCGCCCCCCAAGUCAGUUCGGCGCCAAGGGCACCUCCCCAGCGUCCAGCCAGCAGCUGACCCCUCGCGGACCUGCCGCCAAGGGCCUUGCGGCGGCCACCUCCAAGGCGGCGGCCGGCAAGGAUGGCAAGAAAGAGCCCGGCAAGUCGACUGACCCGACGCCGGCGACGGAUCCGUGGGCGACCAGCGCCAUCUCCUUGGAGGCCAUCCAGGACGCCUUUAUGGACCUUCGGGACGAUGGGGGCCUGGGCCUCGGGCCGAUGGAGGAGUUCCUCAACGCCGACAUGUUUGCCCCGCCGCACUCCAAGGACACGCCCGAUUCGGUGGAGACGGGGGUGGUCACGCAGACGCCCAAGGACACGGAGCUCCCCAAGACGGACGAUCUGACGGGCAAGAUGGUCGACGCCGUGGAUGACCAGUGGAUGGACUGGCCCCUUGGCCCGGGCAUGCUUGACGACGAGAUGUUCGUGAACCAGUCGUGGGACGAGAUCGACUGGGAUAUGAUGGAUCGUCAGAAUGGCGGCCUGGGCAUGGACGACGGCCGGAUUGCCAUCCGGACGUUAUAG
Aspergillus campestris IBT 28561 is the source of this 4791-nucleotide messenger RNA. RefSeq lists its product as uncharacterized. NCBI's taxonomy places the organism in Eukaryota, Fungi, Ascomycota, Eurotiomycetes, Eurotiales, Aspergillaceae. The record is from RefSeq and is a predicted model, not a curated record. The transcript is spliced from 5 exons. Gene Ontology annotation, cellular component: mediator complex. Gene Ontology annotation, molecular function: transcription coregulator activity. Gene Ontology annotation, biological process: regulation of transcription by RNA polymerase II. Bases 1 to 4791 code for a protein of 1596 amino acids.